AUGACAACCACAUUUUCAGGAAAUGCGAAUGAAUCUAGAGUUGGCAAUCAUUUAAGUAGUGGAGUGGCAACACCAUUCCAAAAAAUAAAGAAUUUGAUUCAAAGUCUCGCAAAGAACACAGAAUCCAAAGUUAUUGCUCAAAUUGAAAAAGAGAUUAAAGUAGCAUUGGAAGAAAUACCUAAAGAUGAUAUAGAUAUCAUUAAAAUAGAUUUGCCACCUAUUAAUGCCAACAAACGUGGGAAAGUUCUUGAAACUAUUCAUAAUAUUUUCCAAGUUGAAAGGAUUGAUGAUGAACUGUUCAUCAAA
Entrophospora candida is the source of this 306-nucleotide messenger RNA. Lineage: Eukaryota; Fungi; Glomeromycota; Glomeromycetes; Entrophosporales; Entrophosporaceae. The record is from the annotation of a GenBank genome assembly.